Messenger RNA from Effrenium voratum, 966 nucleotides. NCBI's taxonomy places the organism in Eukaryota, Dinophyceae, Suessiales, Symbiodiniaceae. The record is from the annotation of a GenBank genome assembly.
AUGGCCGAGCGCCUACCCACCUCCAGCAUCUACGCGGCCGAUGAGGUCCUGGAGGCCUACCAGCGGUGGGAGCAAGAUCCCGGGAUGCGAAGAGACUACGAGGAGGCUGUUCUGAAGUCGCUCUACUGGCACAAUUGGUACACAGGCCACAGCGGGGAGUGCCCGCGCCAGGCGAGCUGCUCCAGAUUCUUCUUGAGCCAUGCCUUCUGGGUGGGCAUCGGGGGCUACGGCUCCACGGAGUCGGAGCUGCAGAGCCGCGCGGAGAACAUGGCUCUGGGCUCCGCCCAGGCGCGGGGGAAUCGGAGCCUUCGGAAGACGCCGGCCGCGCGGCCCCGAGCGCUGCGAAGUCCGGCGGAUCCAGCGGAUGCGCACCGCGCGCUUCCGCGGUCCGUGUGCACCGGCUCCGGGGCGACCUGCGCUGAGAAGGGCUGGGCGCACAUGCUGGCGCAGGAGGCCGCCGCGCAGGGCUUCAGCUACGAGAACCGCGGCGUCGGGGGCACCACCGUGGGCUACUGGAACAUGGCCCUGUCCUCCGUUCCGGAGGAGCUGCUUCAAGCGCUCAAGGCCGCCGACGUGGUGGUCUUGUCCUUGUCCCUGGGCAACGAAGGCCUCGCCAUGGCCCAGCCGCACGAGGCGUUGGCGCUGGAGAAGCGCUACGCCGCGGGGCUGCGGGACUUGACGCGGCGCCUGCGGAAGCUGCGGCCCAGAGCGCGGCUGGUGCUGGGAGGCCCUUACCCCAACAACGGCUACGAGCUGCAUCACCUGCAGGUUCUGGAGCGCAUCCGCGAGCAGAUGAGCAGCUGGGAGGAGGUGGACCAUGUCAUCGAUUUCCUCCAGCCAUGCAUCCACGACGGCAAGGGCCGGUGGCUCCCGGAGACCUGGGAGGACGACGGCCAUCCGAACGAUCAGGGGCACAGACUGAUGUUCGAGUGCCUGGAUGUGAAUGCCGUGCUGGGCAUGAACUGA